Molecule: messenger RNA, 1212 nt
Organism: Ipomoea triloba (trilobed morning glory)
Lineage: Eukaryota; Viridiplantae; Streptophyta; Magnoliopsida; Solanales; Convolvulaceae
Product: glycine-rich cell wall structural protein 1.8-like
Exons: 2
Coding region: 1-978 (325 amino acids)
Source: RefSeq, a predicted model, not a curated record
AUGGCGAAGCACACAGGUCUUUCUAUACUCUUCUUUGUGCUGCUACUCGGGCUUGGGAUAUGCUCAGCAGCCAGAAUUUUGUUGAAUUAUGAUGCUGGGAGUGUUGGGUAUGGCGCCGCCCACGGCAUUGGCGGUGGCUCCGGUGGUGGUGGAGGGGAAGGUGGCGGGUAUGGUGGAGGCGGCGGAGGGGGAAGUGGCGGUGGAGGUGGUUAUGGGGCUGGUGGGGAGCAUGGUGGUGGGUAUGGGAGUGGGGGUGGUGAGGGAGGAGGUGUGGGAGGGUAUGGGGGUGGUGGAUAUGGUGGUGGGGGUGGAGGUGGAAAAGGUGGUGGAGGAGGUUAUGCCGCCGGUGGAGAGCAUGGUGGUGGAUAUGGGAGUGGGGGUGGUGAAGGAGGAGGUGCGGGAGGGUAUGGGGGUGGGGCCGGAGGCGGGUACGGCGGUGGGGGAGGACAAGGCGGUGGCGCGGGUGGUGGUUACGCAGGAGGAGCCGGAGAAGUAUCCGGCGGUGGCGGAGGACACGGAGGCGGCGCGGGCGGAGGUUACACCGGAGGAACAUCCGGCGGUGGCGGAGGACAAGGAGGCGGUGCGGGUGGAGGUUACGCCGGAGGAGCAUCCGGCGGUGGCGGAGGACAAGGAGGCGGCGCUGGCGGAGGUUACGCCGGAGGAGCAUCCGGCGGUGGCGGAGGACAUGGAGGCGGUGCGGGUGGUGGUUACGCCGGAGGAGCCGGAGAAGCAUCCGGCGGUGGUAGUGGUGGAGGACACGGUGGCGGUGGGGGUUACGCCGGAGGAGCCGGCGGAGCAUCCGGUGGUGGAUAUGGUAGUGGAGGGGGCGAGGGUGGGGGAGCAGGAGGAGGAUACGCCGGUGGCGGCGGCGCCGGCAGUGGAGCUGGUGGAGGAAGUGCCUACCGCGGAGGAGGUGAGCACGCCGGUGGAUAUGGUGGUGGCGCCGGCGGUGGUCAUGGUGGUGGCUACGCUCCUUAAGAUCUAUUAUCCCAACAUCUCCAUCGUAUCAGCAUUACAAUUAUUACAAAUGGAAGCUUGGAAAGAUUCGUCCUCUUGCCUAUGGAAUAAUAAGAACAUUAAUAACGUACUUAAUUAAAUAUGUGAGGGCAAAUUAAAUUAUUAAUAGGGAAAUUAAAAGUACUCUUUCUAUAUGUUUUAAUUAAUGUUUGUUCUAAUCAAUAUACUUUAAUUUAUGAUUGUACUUGCAUGGCA